CUUAUAACCACGACAGACUCUCUCAGCUGAAAGGAACAUGGGGACGGAUAACAUCACUUUCAAUGCAACUCAGUCACCUGAACAAGAUGCAGCUUUCACACACAUACAAACAGCCUCCAUUGUCAUCUACUGUGUGAUAUUUAUAGCUGGAACUCUGGGCAAUGGCCUUGUUAUCUACGUGGCAGGAUUCAAAAUGCAGAAAACAGUUGACUCGGUUUGGUUUCUCAACCUGGCCAUAGCUGACUUCCUCUUCACGGCCUUCCUUAUUUUCUCGAUCAUUUCUCUCUCUCAGAGUCACCGAUGGCCUUUUGGAGCAUUCAUGUGCAAGCUCAACACCUUUGUGAGUGUAGUCAACAUGUUUGUCAGCAUCUUUACUCUGACUGCCAUGAGUUUCGAUCGUUGUUUGUGUAUCUGUGUGGUGGUGUGGGCACACAACAAACGCACAGUCAGCAAAGCUCAGCUUAUAUCAGCUGGGAUCUGGGUGAUCGCUGGCGUCUUCAGCACUCCUUAUGCCACUUUUCGCACUGUAUCAGUGGGGAACGGAGGGAAAAGUUCCUGUGAUUAUUCUGCAACAAUCAAAGAACACAAAUUGACUCUCUGCAUUUUUCGCUUUGUUAUGGGCUUUGUGAUUCCAUUCCUGAUAAUAGUGAUCUCUUAUGUGUCCAUUGGUAUCCGUGCAAUGCGCAUGCCGAGAACAAGGAGACGCAGAUCUCGCCGGGUCAUUUUCUCCAUCAUUUUUGCAUUCUUCAUCUGUUGGUUGCCUUUCCACAUUUUCAAUUUCAUAGAAUUGAGGUUAGAGCUCCAGGGUAUUGCUAGAAUCUAUGGUCCUCUGACUGUGAGUCUGGCUUUUCUGAACAGCUGCUUGAACCCCAUCCUUUAUGUUUUCAUGUGUGAAGAAUUCCAGAAGAAAUUUCGACAGUCCAUUUGUUUUGUACUCGAGAGUGCACUGGCAGAAGACCAUUUGUCAUUUCUGUCCACCCGCUCCAUGUCGUCAACCUUUUCAAAAGCUUCCCAAAAGUCAGACACUGCUGCCACUUUAGAUCGGAUCGACCCAGCCAUUUAUGAAAACAUCCCAGAAAGCACAGUAAUCAUCACUGAGGGGAUUCCUAGACCUGAAGAAGAGUGCACCACCAGACAAUGA
Molecule: messenger RNA, 1141 nt
Organism: Neolamprologus brichardi
Lineage: Eukaryota; Metazoa; Chordata; Actinopteri; Cichliformes; Cichlidae
Product: formyl peptide receptor 2-like
Biological process (GO): phospholipase C-activating G protein-coupled receptor signaling pathway; inflammatory response; complement receptor mediated signaling pathway
Cellular component (GO): plasma membrane
Molecular function (GO): complement receptor activity; G protein-coupled receptor activity
Source: RefSeq, a predicted model, not a curated record